UGCUGCUGGAAACUGAAGAAGAAAAUGAAACAGGGGACCUGAGGAACCCGAACACCGCUUCAUGCUGUGUAAAUGCAAGCUGUUUAAAUGUAAGAACAAAGGCAGCCACCGAUACCGAUGAACAAAUAAAAGACGACAAUAUACUUAGGCUUUUGUGAAGCAAGCGGACCACGGACUCAAACAAGGAUGGCGGGAGUGUUCGAUAUAGACUUGGAGACUGAGGACAUCAGUGAUACAGAGGAUGAUGUCUGUGACUUCACCGUGCCAGAGCCAGAGAGUGUUCAGACAGAGGAGGUGGAGCUUACCAGUGAGUGCGUCAACAGAGAUAGUGAGAGAGUUGGACCUGACUGCUUUGAGCUUCUUACAGUUCUGGGAAAAGGGGCAUAUGGCAAAGUUUUCCAGGUGAGGAAGGUCCAAGGUGCACAGAUGGGGAAAAUAUUUGCCAUGAAAGUCCUGAAAAAGGCUAAAAUAGUGUGUAACGCUAAAGACACGGCCCAUACAAGAGCAGAGCGGGAGAUCCUGGAGACGGUGAGACAUCCGUUCAUCGUUGAUCUACUCUACGCCUUCCAGACGGGGGGAAAACUCUACCUCAUACUCGAGUGUCUAAUUGGGGGGGAGCUCUUCAUGCAGCUAGAGAAGGAGGGCAUUUUCAUGGAGGACACUGCUUGUUUCUAUCUAGGAGAGAUCACACUGGCCCUUGGUCACCUCCACUCCAACGGGAUUAUUUACAGAGAUCUUAAACCUGAAAACAUCAUGCUGAAUCACCAAGGACACAUCAAGCUGACUGAUUUUGGCCUCUGUAAGGAAUCAAUUCACGACGGAAGUGUCACACACACCUUUUGUGGCACCAUCGAGUACAUGGCUCCAGAGAUCCUGACCAGGUCGGGUCACAACAGAGCAGUAGACUGGUGGAGCCUGGGUGCUCUGAUGUAUGAUAUGAUGACUGGAUCGCCUCCAUUUUCUGCUGAAAACAGGAAGAAGACCAUUGACAAGAUCUUGAAGUGUAAACUCAAUCUGCCCCCAUAUCUGACCAUUGAUGCCAGGGACCUCAUCAAGAAGCUGUUGAAGAAGAAUCCGGCACAGAGACUUGGCUCCAGUAAAGCAGACUGUGCUGAUAUUCAGAAACAUCCAUUCUUCAAGCACAUUAACUGGGAUGACCUACUGAACAAGAGAGUGGAGCCUCCAUACAAGCCACAGCUGCAGUCAGAUGAGGACGUGAGCCAGUUUGACACCAGGUUCACCAGACAGACACCAGUGGACAGUCCAGACGACACUUCCCUUGGCCACAGUGCAGAACUCGCCUUCGCUGGUUUCACCUACGUGGCUCCGUCGGUGCUUGAGAGUCUAAAAGAAGGCUUCUCGUUUGAACCCCGCACACGAACUGUACGCCGACACAACAGCAGCCCCCGCACACCCAUCAGUCCACUGAAGUUUUCUCAUGCCGGACCCUUCAAGUCCAGCCUGGACAGAGAGCCGGAUCUCUUCUCUCCCACCUCUCCGAUGGUUGCUCCAGUUUCGGUGCCACUGGAAAAUGGCACCGCGAGUCAGCCGAUCAGGACCCCGGCAAGGAACAAAAAGCAGAAGGGACAUCGCAGAUGAGGAGGGAAAUGUUUAGGGUGUGCAGUCUUUGCAGCAGGACUUUGGUCAGAUUCGUAUUUCUCGAGCAUCGAGCUGAAAGUGCUUGUUUAUCUUGUUUUUCUGGUAUCGUGCUUUUUUGGAAGUGGUUUAACUUUAGAGUUCUUUGAAAAACCAGAAGGCUUCAGUUUGCUUUUUUAUCCCUGCCAUCACAUUCAUCACUGAUGCAGCUCGUCUUAAAGUCUCACUCCGAUCACUUCACACUGAUUUCACUCGAUCAACAAGGAGUUUUUAGUCUUUCAAACCAGGGUCGACAACCUGAGUUUAAUCACUGUUCUCACAUGGUCACUGGCAUUUUUACGACUUCAUUAUAUCUGCUCCUAAACUUCUGUCACACUGGGACAUAUAUAUACAUAGGUAAACUUUGUUGGGUGUUAAAAUAUUUUCUGCAAAUAGACUUGAAGUGAAAGUCCAGGUUCUUCAAAUGUGGUUUUGAGGUACUGACACUGUCUAGAACCUGGCAGGUUUUCUGUCACUGAAAAUCUGUCUGCUCGCAGGAACAAAAUGAAAAACAGAGUCUCUUAGUAAAACACAUGCCUGAAUAAAUCAUCUUAAGAAUAUAUGUUUACCACUUCAUCACUUCAGUCCAUUGAGUAAAUCUGUUAUUUGAAAUCGGAGCACACAGGAGUUGUUGAUCCACUGCUGCCUCCACCAUUAAGCUCGAAUGUAUUAUUUUGUGACUUAGCCGUUUGAAGUCUUUUGAUUGGCUUUUAUUUAAGUGACAUAAACUUACCAAAAGCGGCAGCAGUAGACCAGCAGUUCUUGUGUCCCUGCAAACAAGAACACUUCUCGAUGGGUUUAGGUUCUAAUGGUGAGAUAAAAUUGCAUCUACAAUCUUAUGAUAUUGUAGACGUAUGGAUUUCCGUCCCUGCUGACACCGUGUUUUCACAGAGAGCAAACCUCUGUGUCUCAGGCUGGUUCUCGGUGCCGGAGGUGCACGCAGUGCAGCGCCUAUGAUGUGUCAGUGCCUCAUACACAAACAACACUUCAAAAAACUGUCACUUUAAGGUGAGGUGACUGGCUUAAUCUUGUAUUAACUUGCACAUGUGAUUACAGCAAAAAAGGGAAGCUGCUGAUUUUUCUUUUUGCUUUGUUUUUGGUUUAAUUAUUUUGUCAGAUUUUAAUCAGUUUAUCAGAAUCAAGCUGCCUGGACAGUAUGUGUGUGUGUGUGUGUGUGUGGAUUGUGUGAUUGUAUUAUUAUUAUAAUGAUCUACUGCUGCAUCGUACAUUAAGUUAAAUAUGCACGACAGUCGGGUCUAGUUAAAGUUCUCUAUGAGAGAACUGAGCGUCUCUCAGUUCAUGUCUCAGCCAAAGUGUUUCACACCCUCUGUCCUCAAAUUGUAAGAAAAUGGACCAAUCCCACUACUGAGAGCAUGUAACACUAUAUUUAUUAUUCAAUAAUAUGAAAAAGGAGGGUUCAGGAACAUACAACAUCCAUAAAAACAACGAUGUACAAAUCAAGUAAGCAGUUAUAAUGAUGCUUUCAGAGCAUAAAUCAUGUAUAAAAAGAGUAUUUUCAGACAAACAGAACAAGCCUAUUUUUACACCUAAAACGCCUGAAAAGCCAAAUCAUGUUAAACAUGAAAUCUUAUUUUAAGUGUUCAAUUGUGAUUGCCUCACAUGCCUAAAACAAAAAAAAGAAAAGUUAUGUGGUUCAAAAUUAAUUUCAUUGGUGUUUUUUUUGUUUUUCUUUGAGUGACUCAUCGACAUAUAUGGAACCAAACCCAGUGGGCGUGGCUCUAUGUCUUGUAUUAUUUGCAAUAAAGAAAACAUUUGGAUGAA
Messenger RNA from Solea solea (common sole), 3417 nucleotides. RefSeq names its product ribosomal protein S6 kinase beta-2-like. The transcript has 16 exons. The coding region runs from base 187 to 1599 and encodes 470 amino acids. NCBI's taxonomy places the organism in Eukaryota, Metazoa, Chordata, Actinopteri, Pleuronectiformes, Soleidae. Gene Ontology annotation, molecular function: protein serine/threonine kinase activity; ATP binding. Gene Ontology annotation, biological process: signal transduction; protein phosphorylation. The record is from RefSeq and is a predicted model, not a curated record.